GAGCCAUGAUGUUACAUAUAAUUUAAUAUCUUAUGAACAUAUCCAGGUUCAUGACAGUAUCCUCCUGACGUUCGGUCACAUCUUUGAACAAGCUAUUCUUUCCCAGAGGUUGGUGGCACAAAGAAAGCAGAAGAAUGUUGGUGAGAUACAUCAGAUGCAACCUAAGACCUACUUCAUUAUCUCAGCUACUGUCAUUUUUCAUCUGGACAAGGGAAAACAGCUGCCUUCUGUUUUAUCUGAAAUGUUUUAAUACGUAAAGCCCAAAAUCUAGAGAUUUUAUGAGUGUUGUGCUGGUCCUUUCCCAAGCAAUGGAAAGUUAAGGGCAACCUUUGUGUGUUUCCCUUGGAAGGGACAGAACUGAUGAAACUGAUGGCAUCUUUCAUAUUUCUCUCAAAAAUGUUCAGGCUGAGAAGAAAUGAUACACAAUGCAGCAGCAAGUAAGAUUGUCUAGUAAAUCCAGUAUAGAACUCAAAACGCCCUUGAGGAAGCAGAACAUACUGAACGUUUAAAGAUAAGAAAUCCACAAAAGACCUUGAAGAAGGAAUUUCUGAUUAUAACAAACUUUCAUUUACGGUAUAUUAAAUCAACAGAAACUGAGGAACCUUUUCUGCAAAUAAUAAAAGUGAGUAAUACUCUCUUACAAUUUACCAAUUAUAAACAUCAAUUAACUGAGACCAAGUAGCAGAGAACGACAUAAAAACCUUUGCUUUUUGAACUAUAAGUUAUCUUUUAAGUGAACGAAUAGUUCGUAAAAACGCUGGGACAUAAAUAAAUAUGGUACUAACAAGAAAGUCCUACAAGGAAUUAGGAAUUAUCCUUUCAGUUGAGCCUGAUACCUUUACUGCUAAAAAUAGCCACUUAAAGAGAAAGCAACCUAAGAUAACACAAUAUUAUAGAUCAAAAGAGAUGUUGAAAACUACCACAAUUGCAUCAAAUAACUUGACUCUUGAAAAUGAUAGAGAAGACUGGACAUUAAAUUACGGCUAUACCUCCUUUCCUACACUGGAUAAUGCUCGGAGAAGAAGUUUAGCAUAUGAAUUGGCUACUGAAGGGGAACUGAAUGCUUUUUUAACGAAACCAGAAUUUACAUCUAAAGAAAGUUCAUUAGAAAUAAGUACUCGUAGCUCUAUGCCUGCCCUUGAAUUAUCCUAUGAUGAGGAUCAAGCUGAAGCCCUUAAUGAGAUACCUAAUGAUAUAUCUGUAUCUCAAUUUGAAGCAGAAAAACAAAAUAAUUUAGAGGAGGAUCUCGCUUUAAAUGUAAGCGACAUAUUGGGUUCACUGUCUAAACAGGAUGGAUUAAACGUUUCUGCCUCAUCAUUAAAGAGCAAGCAAAGCAGAAUAGGCGAUUUAACAUUCUACUCUCAAGGAAUAAAUACCUUGGAGGAACCAUGGACUGCAGCGGUAACAGCUUCUCUGUCUCAGAUUUCAAGUUUUGUUAAAGAAUCUAUUUCAUUGCUCACAUUAUUAACAGAAGAAAUAAUAAAGUUUAAAUGUACAUCUAAUGAAGAGAAAGAUAAACUAACUAAAAUAUCUCAAUCUACUCAAACUAUGUUGACUGACCCUGAUCUUCAACCAAUAGAACGAACUGAAAAAGGAGAACGCAGGAUAAGAAAUUGUAAAAAGAGUAAAAAUAUGAGAAACUAUAAAAACAACUAUAGUUCCGAUAUGAAUUUCAGAAAACUUUUUACACUAUUAGAUACUCCAAAGCAAAAGACCACAAAGAAAAAAAGGAAAAAGAAAAAGAAAAAGAAGAUCAUAACAUCUAAGUCUUUGCAGGAGCAGAAUCUUACCCUACGAGACAACACUUCUGCAUCCCCUAUCAAAAAUAUACCAGAUCAAAAUUUAAUAUUUAUGACAACUGGACAAAAUAUGACUCCAUCAUCAUCUCAAGGUGCAGAUCGGUCUAUCAGCCAUUUAACUACCACCAAUCCAGAAGUAAACGACAUCCAUCAGCAUGGAAGCUUGUCCUUAAUGGUUUUAAAUUAGUAUUUAUAAAUUAUCCAAAACCUGGAGGGCUCUUAAACCAGAACCAACGGAAGAUUCAUUUUUGGAAACUGGUUCAAGCUACUGUUCCAGGAUUACUAGACCCAAAUACAAUUGACUCAAUUCAAUAUUUAUUCUAUAAUUAUAGAAAGGCUAGAGCUGUGAUUACAUUUCAGGAUACCAACAUAGUACAAGCUCUCUACAAUAACAGAUCUGUUUUUGCACCUCAGGCGAUACAGAUAUCACGGCUUUUUGAAAAUGUAAUUCCUCCUAUACGUCUCUUUCGAAUAAAGUUAAUGAACCAAUGACUUCUCUACAGACUAGUACUAAUUUUAACAGAAUACAAGAAAACAUCUUAGAUCAAGAUACUGUAAAUGUGAAAGAUCUUCCAAUUUACCCCAAUGUAAACUGUGAAUUUUUGCCUGAGGAAUUAUUUCUUUUGGAUUCUUAUGAAGAAUUUGAUCCAGAGGCUCGAACUGAGAUUAUUAAUCGUUUUAAGAUUUUAGUAGUAAAAUUAGAAGAAAGACAUAAAUGUGACCAGUAUGAUUCCUUGCUUCAUGAAAAUAAAACAAUGUCAGUAGGCAUUUCCCAAGCUCAAUAUAAUUCCUGUGAUAACCCCUCUAAUCUUUCAAUUUGCCAUUCUUCUUUAGAUGAGCAAAAUAUGACUACUUUAACAGAACACAUUCCAGCUAAUUCGUAUUCCGAGGUGGAAUUAAUACGAGGAAAUGCUGCUAACU
Rhineura floridana is the source of this 2720-nucleotide messenger RNA. RefSeq lists its product as uncharacterized. The record is from RefSeq and is a predicted model, not a curated record. Bases 775 to 1986 code for a protein of 403 amino acids. The transcript has 2 exons. Lineage: Eukaryota; Metazoa; Chordata; Lepidosauria; Squamata; Rhineuridae.